GGAGACGGUGCCGAAAGAACCAUCCGCUGAUGACGCAUAUCCGAAACAAUACCACUCAAAGCUUUCACACCGAAUAUGUGCCUCGUGAAAAAGACAGCAUGAAGUUUUUUCAUUUGAAGCUCUGACACCAAAAAAACGGCGUUUAAUGGGGAACGAUGUCUUUGUUAUUCUGUGUAUUUUUUCCGCCUCGGCGUCGCGGAAAGUCCAGUUCGGUUUUUACGUGAAGCUCCAAAAAUCUAUGAAAUGUGUUUGCAUGUUCGUCUCCGCGAGCGGGGAUGUAGAGGUGGGAUUGCGAGAAUAGAAAGGUCUGAGAGCCCACACGCUCCGCUUCCGAGAAAGUACGUUUUGCAAUAAUUCAUUAUUCCGCUCGUCACGCGCUCGUCUCGGUCGAAGGCUACAUGAGCUCUGGGAGUGCAGAAUAAGGUUUUUCUCCCUUCUUUUUGACAUCAAUCUCUACGACAGGCUUGGAGACGGACCGCUUGGACACUUGGAACCCUCCCCUCUGCCUCAGUCUGCCUUGUUUACAGGUUGCCAGUGGGAAGAUGAGACCUGAGGUCUAGAGCCAGGUCAAGGGUGCUGGGGCCUGCCUGCCAUUGGCUGGCCAGUCUGUCAGUCGGAGAGAAGGCUCCACCCUCACCUGGGUACUGAGUGCACUGAGAGUACUGCCUGGCUCCUCCCUUGCCAGCCCCCCUGUCCCCUCCCCGACCCCGCCCCCCACCCACGCACACACCCCGGGGCUGGACCAUGUCUGGCGGACGGCCGGAGGGCAGCCGGACACCCGAGGCCCAGGACAAGGAUAAGGACCAGGAGCAGCGCAGCUGCAGGGAGGACAGCCCCGUCGUCGAGCGCCGCAACCGUAGCGGCAUCAUCAGUGAGCCCCUCAGCAAGAGCCUGAAAAGGUCUCGCACGCUUUCCCAGUACACGGCUGCCUGCCCGCAGACUGCCAACGGACUGAGCCACAACGGCCAGGCCAAGACCCAGGCCGGCAAGGUCCAGCCUGGCCAGCAGCAGCCGGCGCAGCAGCCGCAACAGCCCUCCACGGCCUCGGCCCUGGUGCCGGCCAAGCUGGACCGGACCCUGGAGCAGGUGCUCGAGGGACAGAACGGCCUGCUCCACUUUGCCCAGGCUGCCGCGCUGCUCAAGCGGGCAGGCAUGGAGCACAUGCUGCUGCCUGGGGGGAUGGGCAUGGGGGUGGGCGCCAUCGGCACCGAGGCCGGCGCCGGCGACCUGGAGGGCGUGUCGGCGGCUGACGGCGUGGGAGGCCACACCGACUUCCCGUACGGUGUGGGCGGCGGCUUCCCCUUUAACCCGGGGCUCUUCAUCAUGACGCCAGCCGGCGUGUUCCUCGCCGACAGCGCCCUGCACAUGGCAGGCCUGGCUGAGUACCCGGCGCAGAGCGAGCUGGCCUCUGCCAUCAGCUCCGGGAAGAAGAAGCGGAAGCGCUGUGGCCUGUGCCCGCCCUGCCGGCGCAGGAUCAACUGCGAGCAGUGCAGCAGCUGCCGCAACCGCAAGACAGGUCACCAGAUCUGCAAGUUCCGCAAGUGCGAGGAGCUGAAGAAGAAGCCCUCCGCCGCGCUGGAGAAGGUGAUGCUGCCGACGGGCGCGGCGUUCCGGUGGUUCCAGUAGGGCUGUGACCUCUGACCUCCGCCCAAAGCUCUGCCAUCAAGUGCAAUGCCAACUCCCACCUGGACUGUCUCCAGCGCCGACACUGGCUAGCAAGCGUAUAAACCACGACAGAAAUUUGAAAAAAAGAAGAAGAAAAAAGAAACAACCACCACAAACUCCACGACAACCUACAGCGCAAAGCAGAAACGCUACAACGUAAUCAAUCGAGCAAUGGAUGCACCUACUUAUUCCUUGAACCAAAAAUUAAACAUAAAGAAGAAGAAAUCUAUGGCAACUUUCAUUCCCUUUUAUAUGUUUCCAUUUUGGUACCUCUUGUCCUUUUUCCAGCAGGUCUUUUCUCUCGCUUAGACAUGGAACAGUUCAUUGCCAAACAGAAAUGACGGACUGAGUGUGGACAAUCAACAAAAUUUCUGUGUUUGGUGUUAAUGUCGUUCACGUGUGGAAAGAUACAGUACUUGUGUAGAGAAUGUAAAUUUUACGGCUAUAUUUUAAAACUAGUGGCUCAUGGCAAGCACUAUUGUAAUUUAGCACCGUUGUUCUUACUUAAACCUCUGUAUUUUAUUGUUUCCCUUUUUAUUUUUAGUUUGAUUUUAAAUUUAUAGUUUGGAAACUGAUCAAUGUUUGUCAUUUAAGAGAAAAGGAACUAUUUCGAGAUGUAAAAAUCCAGUUUUCUGAAUGAAAUGAGAGAAGAAAAUCUAGGUGGAGACCCCGCCCCAGUGUACAGUCGGGGGAGAUGAGGAUGUGGUUUAUGUGGGGCUGCUACCACAGGGAGCUCCUUUACCGCCAAACCGUCCGUGUCUCCUAAGCCUUUCAGUCUGCGCUGUUUUAUUCUUUGGACUGGCAGCCUUACGUUUUCGUUACGACGUCCCUAGCGUACUGGUGAGGGAUUUACAGAGCUAACCUCCUCAGCACAGAAAGACAGCACUUCCUCUGCCCAAUUAAACGCACUGAAACACAAAAAAAGGGUUCUUUUUUUUCUAAUUAUUUGUUGGUUACCUUUUUCAUGACAUUGCCAGUAGCUACAUCUUUUAAAUCGAACAGCAAUGUUUGUAUUGGAUUAGAAAUAUGGGCUGGUUUUGUGAAUAAAAACAAAUGCAUGUAUUUGUGUCAAGAAUUUACAGCUCUGACGUCUGUCUACUUGUCUACCUGCAUGUUUUUUAAGAAAUGGCGACAUGCUUAAAAAAAAAAAAAAGACAGAAACAAACACGACAGUGUGGAAAUGUUGAUAAAUCUGCUAGGCUGUUCCUUUUCCAAGAAGGUAAAAAUAAAAAACGAUUGGACAAGAAA
Messenger RNA from Electrophorus electricus (electric eel), 2913 nucleotides. RefSeq names its product CXXC finger protein 5a (gene cxxc5a). Gene Ontology annotation, cellular component: nucleus. The record is from RefSeq and is a predicted model, not a curated record. Lineage: Eukaryota; Metazoa; Chordata; Actinopteri; Gymnotiformes; Gymnotidae. Gene Ontology annotation, molecular function: zinc ion binding; methyl-CpG binding.